Knipowitschia caucasica is the source of this 2541-nucleotide messenger RNA. NCBI's taxonomy places the organism in Eukaryota, Metazoa, Chordata, Actinopteri, Gobiiformes, Gobiidae. The record is from the annotation of a GenBank genome assembly.
AUGCACUUCCCCAGACUAGAGCAGUGGUCAGACUGCGCUCUGCUGUCGGACUCUUUCCCAUUCAUGGACGGCUUCCUCUACAUCGGCGCUGGUGCGGGAAAAGCGACCACAGUGGACCGCCAGCGCAGAGAUGAUAUGACGCGACGCUGGUGCACCCUGGAGGCGGGCUUUCUGAGUUUUUACGAGAGCGAGAGGAGCCCAGUGGCUUUAGGCAGAGUGGACGUCACUGAGGUGGUCAGCGUAGCCAUCAACAGCAGCGAGACCAUGACGGGAGCUGGGGCGGUGUUCACUGUGGAGCUGUAUUUGAAAACGGAACGAGUUGUGAUUUUUGGAGCCGAGACUCAAGAAACACAGCGUGACUGGAUCCAGGCGCUGGCCAAGGGCUUUGUGCCGGCCACAGCAGAAUGCAUGGUGCAGAAGGAGAGCGAGCUGAUUGGAAAGCUGUACUUUAAAGAAGGUCUGGACCUGUACCACUGGAGGCAGGGCUGGUUUAUGCUGGAGGCCUCCACGCUGCACUUCAGCUCUGGAGAAGAGGGCGAAGAGGAGGACACUCUGCAGCUCAAACAACUCCAGGAGCUCACGGUCUCCACACACACAGAAGGUGAAGACAAGAUCCAGGUUCUUCUCAUGGUGGAGGGCCGCAGAACUGUGUACAUCCAUGGUUACCACAAGAUGGACUUUUCCCUCUGGCACUCUGCCAUCAUGCUCGCUGCAGGUACUGAUGGCAAAGCACUGGGCGACCAGCAGCUCACCAAGAACGAGGUCCCUAUUGUUGUGGACAGCUGCAUCGCUUUUGUCACUCAGUACGGUCUUUGUCAGAAGGGGGUCUAUGAGCGCGCAGGCGACCCGGAGCGAGUGGCCGCGCUGCUGGACGAGUUCACACGGGACGCACGCAACGUGAAGCUGCGAGAGAAGGAGCAGCGGCUGGAAGAUGUGACGCAGACCCUCAAGAACUUCUUGUCCCAGGCCGAGGAUGCACUGCUCACCAAGGAGCUCUACCCGUACUGGGUGUCUGUGCUGGAUGAGACCAAUGAAAAGCAGAGGGUAAAGAAGUACUCAACUUUCAUUGAGAGCCUGCCAAAGAUAAACAGGUCAACGCUGGAAGCUCUCCUGCAGCAUCUGUACAGGAUCCACCAGUGUUCACACUUAAACCAGAUGCCGAGUAGGAGGCUGGCGUCUGUGUUCUCGUCCUGCUUAUUUCAGACACAAGGACAAACCCCACAGGAAGUGCGAGUCGUUCAGGAUCUUAUUAACAACUAUAUCACGCUGUUUGCGGUCAACAUGGAGCAGGUGCAGCAGAUGGAGAGAGAGAACAGCUUCAUCACGCGGUGGAACGACAAGAAGGACGCCACGUUUUCUCCAGCCGGGGACUUGAUCUUUGAGGUUUAUCUGGAGAAGAAAGCGCCAGAGAACUGCUGUUUAAUCAAGUUGUCUCCCAGUAUGAGGGCUUCAGAGGUGGCAGAAACAGCCCUCAGCAUGAAGAACAUCACUGUCAACGCCGGGAACCUGUGGACUAUGUUUGAAGUCAUUGAGAAUGGAGAGAUGGAGCGACCACUGCACAACAGUGAGAAAGUGCUAGAGCAGGUCUUGGAGUGGAGCGCCCUGGAAUACCCCAGCUCUGCCUUCCUGGUCAUCAAGAAAUUAUCUGCAACCAAACGAACUGCUGAGGGAAAAGACCAGAAGAUGCUCAUCAGAGGAGACUACCUAAAGUUCAAUGACGGAUCGUCCAAACUGUUGUCGGGCCACAAGUUUCAGGACAAAUAUGUCGCCCUACGUUCCGAGAAGCUGCUGCUCUACAGAGAUAUCAAAAGCACUAAAGCAGAGAAGGCCGUCCCACUCAAGUCAGUGAAAUGUUACCUGGGACUGAAGAAGAAGCUCAAAGCCCCAAAUAGUUGGGGCUUCACGGUUUACACAGACAAACUGCAAUGGCAUUUCUGCUGCGACGGGAGGGAGGCGCAGGUCGGCUGGGUGGCAGACAUCAUCAGGACUAAGUUUGGGUCUGAUUUAAGUUUGAAGAUCACUACUUCUACUAUCAAUGCUUCUGCACCGGGACCAGGGAGCUCUCAGCUCAGCAACCGUUGUAAACAGCUGACAGACAAGACAAUUUGUGUUGACGAGGGCGGCUUGGCCAAGUCUGGUAAGGUUGCCAGCAUUCAGCACAAGACCAACGCCAUCGCCAACUGCUUGAGGCACAAAGACAAGGCUAAAGCAGCAGACAUCCAGCAUCGAAAGACCUCUUUGGAGCCUGUCCAAGCCCAGCCGCCCUCCUCAAGUUCUCCAGUCGCACUUCUAUCCCAAAGUGGCUAUAAAAGCACAGGUAAAAAGCUCUCUUUAUGUGGAGAUGCCAAAAUGCCGGCCAAUCUUCUCAAUGAACUCAACUCUGUGCUGAGCAAAGGCGGGCGCACUGCAAAGACCAGAGGAGGAGAGCAGGAUAGCCUCGGGACAGAGCAGCGAAGUCUGGGAGGACAAGGAGAGUGUGGGAAACAGGUGCAAGAGAAGCCUGAGGUCACACAGACCUCAGCUGGACACGCCGCUUACUAA